AUGGCAACGCCGGAGAAGUCGCGGGAGCCCUGCCCGGACCGCAUCAUCGACGACGCCGGCGGCUCCUUCGGGAUGGGCGCGGUGGGCGGCUCCGCCUUCCACUUCGCCAAGGGCCUCUACAACUCCCCCAACGGCCACCGCCUGGCGGGCGGUGCCACGGCCGUCCGCAUGAACGCGCCGCGCGUCGGGGGCAGCUUCGCCAUCUGGGGCAGCCUCUUCUCCACCUUCGACUGCGCCCUGGUCUACGCGCGGCAGAAGGAGGACCCCUGGAACUCCAUCGCCGCCGGCGCCGGCGCCGGCGCCACGCUCGCCCUGCGCAGGGGCCUCCUCGCCUGCGGAACGUCCGCGGCCAUCGGCGCCGCCCUCCUCGCGCUCAUCGAGGGCGCCGGGAUCAUGCUCAACCGUGUCUUGGUCGUCCCGCCGCCGCCGGAGGAACUGCUGCAGUACCCCGGGCAGGAUCCUGGGCAGCAUGCACCACCUAGCCCUGGCCAGCACGCACCACCUAGCUUCCUGGGAGUGCCGCCGCCGCCGCCGAUCGCGGUUCGGGAGGUUCCGGUCCCUAACUCUGCCUCGAACUCGACUGUGUGGCUUGGCGGUUUGUUCGGGAAGAAGAAGCAGGACAAGGUUGCUGGUGGGGAUCCUAAGUCGGAGGUGUUGGAGAUGGAUUUACCCCCCACGGCCGUUCCCUCCAUCGAGUACAAGUGA
Molecule: messenger RNA, 705 nt
Organism: Panicum hallii
Lineage: Eukaryota; Viridiplantae; Streptophyta; Magnoliopsida; Poales; Poaceae
Product: mitochondrial import inner membrane translocase subunit TIM17-2-like
Exons: 1
Coding region: 1-705 (234 amino acids)
Biological process (GO): protein import into mitochondrial matrix
Cellular component (GO): mitochondrial inner membrane; TIM23 mitochondrial import inner membrane translocase complex
Molecular function (GO): transmembrane protein transporter activity
Source: RefSeq, a predicted model, not a curated record